Molecule: messenger RNA, 813 nt
Organism: Alternaria incomplexa
Lineage: Eukaryota; Fungi; Ascomycota; Dothideomycetes; Pleosporales; Pleosporaceae
Exons: 2
Coding region: 1-813 (270 amino acids)
Source: RefSeq, a predicted model, not a curated record
AUGCACCUUCCAUUCUUUCUCAGGCUAAACCAGCAGUCCUUCCACUCUUCCUUGCUUCUUCCACACGAAAUCAUCGCGACCUUGUCUUCCAAUCUGAAGCCACGCUCUGACAACGCAAGUCUCUUCAAGAUGUGUCUCUACUGGAAGAAGCUGCACACAUGUGGCCACCUCUCUGAUCGCCCGUACAUCGAGAUGUGCCGUCCGGGCUUUCUCUCCAACAACGUGUGCCCCGACAUUAGCGACGACGACAAGCCUCGCCCAUCGCACUUCCCAUGUUACCCUUGCAUCAAGCUCGAGGCCCGCGCUGAGACUGAAGCCCAAGUCCGGUUCGAGCAGCACGAGUUUGCCAAGGCCUACGAAGCCCGCGAGCGCGCAGUGAGGGAGAAGCAGGCAGCGGAACUGAGGGCCAAGGAGGAGCGCGUCCGACGUGAGGCUCGCGACAAGGCCGCACGGGAGCGAGAAGCGGAACAGCGUGCGAAGCGCGAGAAAGAGGAAGCUGAGCGCAAGGCCAAGAAAGAGGGGGGUGCCUGGAUCGAGACGUCGGUUGGAAAGAAGCCAAAAGGCAAGAGGAACGGCGCUGGCAGUGGCCCUGCCAACGCUCCAGUAACACCACUGAACACUGUAUCGACCAUCAAGAUGGCUGCCGCACCCAAGAACAUCAAAGAGCUCAAUGGAGGCGCUGGUGGUGGUGAGAGGAUGAGUCCCAAGAAGGGUCGCGUUGAUCCCGGUGGUAGAGCUGGUACUUGGGGCCCUAAGAAGAUCUUGAGCAGGCAAGAGAACGUCGCUGAGGUCAACACUUCCGCAAGAAAGUGA